GAACAUCGUGAAUGAAUGGUGCCAUAUACUUUUUUAUAACCGCACACGUUGUGUCUAUAUAUAAUUUUCUAAAAAUGUAUAAAUUGAAAAAAAUUAACGAAAUUUGGCCCAAUAUUGAUUUACCCGACUGUAUGUACAAUAUGAAAGCUGUUGUAAAUCUCAAACUAGAAGAACAAGCUGAAUAUCCUAAUAUCAAUAUAAGCCUAAACCAGAUGGAUGUAUUAUCGGCAAGGCAAGAAAAGCUUCUUAUUCAAUUAGAGAAAUUUAAGAAUCAACUUCAAGAAAUACGUUCUGGAUUAAAUGUUUGUGCAAAGCCAGUACAAGCGAGCCACGUUCAACUGGUACAACAACAAUUUAAUGUUGAUGAUCAAAGUGAUCUGAUUGUGAACGCUAAUCAUAAAUUUAUACCCUACUGUCUUCUUGCGUUGAAAAAAUUGUGGAUUAAUCAUUUAUUGCUUCAUAUAAAAUUUCAUACACAUUCAAGUGUGGCAAAAUUAGAUGAAAAUGCCCAAAAAUUUAUGAUGCAAGUUCAAUCAAUAGAAACUUCUUUAGAUGUACCGACAUUAGGAAUUACUGUCAUUUGGCAUGCCGAAGUUGGAAGAAAUACUGAGCUCAUAGCCCCUGCUUCAUAUGCUCCUUUGCAUGGAGAAGUGACUCUUUUGAGAUGGCUUACUAGGAUCGGGCCGCCAGAAUUCACUUAUGAGAAUUCUGUGAUUGAUUCUAUCGAAGUAGAUUCCUUACUUGAUAUAUGCUUUUUGUUGAUCAAUAAUUCAACAGACACUAAGGAACGUCUUAAGUAUCUGCGUAUUCUCAAUACACGACUUGGAAAACAAAAAUACUUUGGAGGCCAAUCCAUUUCCAUUGCAGAUGUUGCUGUAAGUAGUACGGUAAAACAAGGCUUUUUGAAUGAUUUGACACCUGCUCUUAAUUCAUGGCUUAAGCAUGUAUCAACAUACCUUGGUUACUAAAAACAUUUGAUGUUAUAAUUAAUAAAAAUUAUGAAAUUA
Molecule: messenger RNA, 1007 nt
Organism: Culicoides brevitarsis
Lineage: Eukaryota; Metazoa; Arthropoda; Insecta; Diptera; Ceratopogonidae
Gene: AIMP2
Product: probable aminoacyl tRNA synthase complex-interacting multifunctional protein 2
Exons: 3
Coding region: 12-968 (318 amino acids)
Cellular component (GO): aminoacyl-tRNA synthetase multienzyme complex
Source: RefSeq, a predicted model, not a curated record